Molecule: messenger RNA, 3350 nt
Organism: Mya arenaria
Lineage: Eukaryota; Metazoa; Mollusca; Bivalvia; Myida; Myidae
Product: beta-1,3-galactosyl-O-glycosyl-glycoprotein beta-1,6-N-acetylglucosaminyltransferase-like
Exons: 4
Coding region: 239-1699 (486 amino acids)
Cellular component (GO): membrane
Molecular function (GO): acetylglucosaminyltransferase activity
Source: RefSeq, a predicted model, not a curated record
UAUGUAUAGUGACUAAGGUCCAGCAGUUGACCAUAUCAAUCAAAGAGUUUCAAAUUAAAACAUGUUAGCAAAUGAUGAUAUCCGUUAGAUAAACAUAGAUUGUAUUAAGUGAACAUGGAUAACAGAGACUAAAGCUUUCUCUUUGGACAGUUCAAACUACCGUUCUUUCUGAUAGGCCGGGUGGAUGAGAAGUUUAUUCUGCUGAUAAACAGCACAGACGCUCACAUCUUAAGACGUUAUGGAUGUAUAUGGACACAUAUCAAUUAAAUCUGGAUUCAACUUAUGCUUGUCAGAUGUGAGUUCCAGAUGUUCAAGAUCUUCUCGGCGACAAAUGGCACAAACAACCACAAUCAAACGGUUCAAAUCAUCUUAUGCUUAUGUUUUUCUGCUCUUAACGCUGUUUGGAUUCAUGUUUUACCUUUCGGACUUUAUUCGUUACUCGCCUGGUAUUUCCAUUUACAAGUUCGACAAAGAAGGAAGGGCCAAUGUUUCUGGAAUUCUCAACAUUUUGCCAACAGUGAACUCACCUUUGUUGCAAGAUUCUUACUUUAUUCAGGACAGGAAGGUAAAAGAGGUUAACUGUGCUGCAAUCUUUGAUGGCGAUGAAAAUGAAACUGCUCUAGCCGAGCGCAUUGCUUCUACGGAAAAUCGGACUUUUUUACAACCAGCUGAUUACAUGAACAUGACUUCAAAUUGUUCAAAGUUUAUUCUUGAUCGGGGAUACAUUACUGAUCAGUUUGACAAACUGGAAAAUGAAUUUCCAAUUGCUUUUAGUAUACUCAUGUUUGCUGCAAUAGAACAGGCCGAACGAUUAUUUCGUGCUAUAUAUCGUCCACAAAACUUUUACUGUUUUCAUAUAGACGCAAAAACUGACAAUGACUUGUAUGACGCAAUGUCACGCGUGGCCGCCUGCUUUAACAACGUUCACGUGAUGGAUAAACGCGUGGAUGUGCGAUGGGGCCAAAUGUCUGUGCUUGAACCGGAAUUACUUUGUAUGGAGUUUUUGUGGAACCGUAGUGCCAAAUGGAAGUAUUUUAUCAACUUGACCGGUCAGGAAUUUCCGCUAAAAACCAACUACGAAUUAGUUCGUAUUCUGCAGGCUUACAAUGGUUCAAAUGACAUCGAAGGAACUAUUAAUAGAGCCAACACAAAACGAUGGGCCGAUGCAGGACCUCCACCACACGGCGUUGUUCCAACAAAGGGUGCCGUUCACAUAAUUGCAAGUCGGGGCUAUGUGGAUUUCGUGCUUCACGACCCAAUUGCCGCUGGCAUACUUUACUGGAGUAAAAAGACGGCGGUUCCUGACGAGACUUUCUUCUCGACGCUCAAUCAUAAUCCGUCCUUAGCAGUACCGGGAUCGUACAAAGGUAUACCUGAAACAGAAGCAAUUAAUUUCACCAGCAGCGGCAUUAAACCAUUCGUUGCUCGUUUCAAAAACUGGGGCGUCGGCAACUAUAAUUGGCCCUGCCACGGGAUGCGUGUUCGUAUGGUUUGUGUAUUUGGCGUUGGUGACCUUCCUGCAUUGUCACAGCGAAGAGAACUCUUUGCCAACAAGUUUUAUGACACGUUUCAUCCAUACACGUUGGACUGUAUGGAAGAAUGGCAUUUCAACCGAACUCGCGACCAAUACCUUGGCUCUCCUGGAUUGGACGUCCGUUGGUACGAAGAACUUGGCUUUGUGAAAAAUAAGGUGCAGUGACACCGACACUCAAGAUUUCAUACCUUCAGGUUGGUGUCAGAAUGUUACAAGCGUACACACAUUUAAUCGGCGUCGGAUUGUAUCUUUCUUACAAACACGACAGACGGAGAAAUAAAGGCCUUCCUUGCCAGCCACAAUAACUGGGGUGAAUGGACAAGUCAAGGAAAGCUGAUGCGCCUCAUUCUCUUCUACGGAGCCCGCGACCUCACUCCAUUGAAGGGCACUCAACAACUGUUCGUGAAAAUGCUUCGUUAGAAGUUCCAUCCCCUGGCAUACGACUGCCUCGAUGAAUUGUUGUUCAAUAGAACAUGGGAAGGCCACCUUGUACAAACCUUUAAUACUAACUUUGGCUUUGUGAAAAAUAAAGUUGGCCGUUUACAUAUUGUGUGCUUUCUUCCUAAAUUAAUGGUUGUACAGUGCAUAGGCUCGAUUGCUCGAUUUAAACAUUUGAAUGUUAUUAAUAACACUAUUUCAUCGUUAUGAUGUAUGUGAUUUUAUUUUCUAAAGACAGCAUUGUGGGUCUCUUCAUUAGUGCCUGGUAUGUCGUUCGACGCAAAAUUAGUUACAUGAGUGCUUGUUGUGCAUGUUCCUUUAGUUUCAUGUGUGUAUCAUCUCAUAACAUUAUUGUUGCUACAUGGUUAAAACAACUUUUUUCAAUUAGAUUCUAAUAUUCAAUCGAAAUUUGACAACUAACAGCAGUUAUCUGUGUUAUAUUUGGUCAGGCAUCUAAAAGGUAAACAUUAGCAUAUCGGCAUACAAAUAAUGACGUGUAAGCAGUUUUCAGUUUAAGACAUACAUAUUUAAUUAAGUUACCAGCAAAAGCUUCACAGUUUGUUAGAUAUUGGUUAAAAAGAUAAACGGAAGUGUAUACCUUAAACAAAACAAACAUAACCGUAUAAGGAAAUAUAAAAGGUUAAAGGUGCAAUUGGUUGGCUUUUUCGCAUAAAGAACGUCUACAGAAUUGAUACAUGUUACCUAUAGUUUCCACUAAUAUCUGCCUGGUUAGCCGGGUGUCUUGCAGGGAAAAGACGGAAGCAUGUCCACCUUGUAUUACAACUACUUAACCUACUAGAUAUCUUUUUUUCUGCUGAUGUUUAUCAUGAACGACGGCGGCGGUAACACAAACCCAUCAUGAUUCGACUUGCCUACACAUAAGUGAGUAGAGAUUGCCAAGUAGCUCAGCCUUGACCAACUUCAUCCGAGACUAUGUUGCAGCACUUGUUUGAACAGGGUUAACCGUAUCUCAUUUGCUAAUUGUUUAUGGUGUUUAUGGAUUAAGACGAUUUCACUAAAACUAUUUUUGGUAAUGUUGAAAAUGCGUUUGCAAUAAAAUGCCAAACGGCUUCGUGUUUGUGCAUCAAUUUUUCAGACAAUUCAAUUAAUUUAGACAAUUCAAUAAACAAUAUCUUUUGUGUUAUUAAUUUGUCCAAAACAAAUUAUCUGAAGACAAGUGACUUCAGUUUGGGUCUUUGAUACAAGUCUGUAAAAGAGAGUAAUCAUCGCAAACGCAAAAUAAAUACAUUAAUUAUAGUAUAAUGUGAUUAAUUGAGCACCUCAACACUUCUAGUUGCUGUAGCACAUUAUGAAUUAUAUUUACAUAGUCCUUUGCUAAAUUUGCUCAGCUCUCAAAUAUUUGAAAGGAUAUGUGUUU